UUACCCCGCCCCCUCUUGCCCUUUGCUUCCUCUCAAGAGGUUGUCCAAUUCAGCUUUGCCCUAGAAGUGGGAUCCGCCUCUACCCCUGGACCUCUGGAAGCAAAGCCAGCACGUCUCCUUUUCAGACCUGGAGACCACCAGCUGUUAUCUGACUGGCCUAUACAUUCACCAAAUAAAAAUUUAGCACUUUUAACCUCGAGAUGUCCCGUGCCCUCUCCUAACCCGAGACGGAGUGGACUGAGACCCUGAGCGAAUUGCCAGGCGGAGCAGAGAUCUUCCAGGAGAACCUUCUAGGCUUGAGGAAGAUCUAAGGGCACCCGGAUCUGAAACGUGUGCGAGAAUCUCCCAAGAUGCCCAUCGUGGUGGCAGACAUCAUGAAGCUAUUGUGCUCUAUCUCUGAGGAAAGGAAGAUGAAGGCAGCUGUCAAGCACUCUGGGAGGGGCGCCCUCGUCACAGGGGCUGUGGCCUUUGUUGGUGGUUUGGUGGGUGGCCCACCAGGACUAGCUGUUGGGGGGGCUGUUGGAGGUCUAUUAGGUGCCUGGAUGACGAGUGGACAGUUUAAGCCAAUUCCACAGAUCUUAAUAGAGCUGCCUCCCGCUGAGCAGCAGAAGCUCUUUAAUGAAGCCACUGCCAUUGUCAGGCACUUGGAUUGGACAGACGCUGUGCAACUGACUACUCUGGUUAUGGGCAGUGAGGCCCUGAAGCAGCAGCUAAUGGCGCUGCUGGUGAACUAUGUCACCAAAGAGCUGCGGGCUGAAAUUCAGUACGAUGACUAGGCUGCUCCUCCUAGGAAGUGGAGGUUAUGCUUCAAUGACUCUGUGACUCUCCAAAGGUAACUGAGGAGUCUGGGGGAAGCCCAGUGAAUCCCCCUGAGAAGUCUGCACAUCAUCAGUGAAUUACCUCACACUGGAGUGGAGGGUCCUGCUGCAUAGGCCACCACCGUACCAGUCAUGGCCAGCAGUUAUUUAUGAAGAAGUCGUGUUUCACGCUCAUGUGUGUUGAUGUGCACUGGCAGCACUUCUUAACUGUGAAACUGGAGCAAGCAAAGGCUUAGCACUGCAGGCCUCGGCUUUCGGGAGUCUGGAAGAGGUUAUUGUGUUCAGCUAAUUUGCUAAGUAUACUUCCUUCUCCUCAUCUUGUGAAAAUGGCUUCUCUUCCAGAUGCCUGUUGCAGGACUGGGCCCAGGAUUCAGGGUCUCACUCAGAGCUGGUCUAUGCCACAGUCAUGUUUACCUCAUGGGUACACCCCUUUCUGCCUAGUGACUUCUCAGUGGCCUCAUAGGGGCGGCUGGUGUUGAGUGAAGCCUCAAAUGCCAAGCAGGCGUUCUCCCACUAGCUGCACACCUCGCUCUCCUCUCCCUAGGAUCUUGUUUCCCAUCUGAAAACUUAUGGUAGUUCUCGAGUUAAGCAUUUUAAGUGAAAUAUAUUCAGUACAAAGUAUUGCUCUGAGAUAGUGGGCUCCUAACUCAUCUGUAACCAAUGUUCCCACCCUAAAGAUUCCCCUAAUAUUGUAUUCACUUUUCCUUCAGAAAUACUUGACAAAUUACAGUGAAUUUUUUUUUCUGAAAAGUCAUUUUCCUUUGCAUUUUGUAUAAAGCAUCACUAGCAUUUGAAAGCUUAUACCUGGAACAAAAGUGAAGGUUUCGGAUUUUGAAGGAUGAAAGAAAGCUCCCCCAGUUUGGAUGCCUGAGGCUAGCCUUCCCAGCCAGCUUUGGCCCCAGCAUGUGCUGCCAGUGUGCAUGCAUAUCCCCAGCCUCCUCUAGCAACCUCAGAAUGUCCCUUCUGUGCUCAGGCCGUGGGGGUAGGGCAGUGGUGGCAUGGGGCUUUCUCCAUGCACUAAGCACAGGCUCCCUGGGCUGCAGUGGAAGCCACUUCUGCUGAAGGCAAGUUUAGAGGAGAGCUUGGUAUCUCAGAACCUUGGUGUGUGUAAAGUAAACUUCAGGGUGAAUUAUAACCCAUGAGAUAAAGGAUGGCGCCUUUAUCUCAGAGAACUUGCUCUUCAGUUGGCCUUCUAGCCCAAACCAAGUGCCCAGGUACAGGCCAUACUCCUGGAGUGAAUGAAGCCACUUUGAUCCUUUGUAUCUUUCUUGAGUUGAAGAGGGAACAGGACAGGAGUUUUCUGUCUGUAAAAACUCAGUGUGACCCUUCUUAUUGAUCUAACCAUUUCUGUCCUCCAGAUAAAUAAGUCUCUCAUAUGGUCUCUUGAACUGAAAAUGUAAAACAGGGAAUCCCCAAGCUCUCAUUUUUGAUAGCUUUAGUGGGCUCUAAAGUUGCCCUCUUUUUGGUGUAAAGGUGUAGACAUUGAUUUAGAGAUGUAUGAGAAUGAAACCAGAAUAAAGAUUUUUUUGGUUCAUUG
This is a messenger RNA of Sciurus carolinensis (gray squirrel), 2355 nucleotides long. It is a transcript of the gene C16H19orf12, whose product is annotated as chromosome 16 C19orf12 homolog. The record is from RefSeq and is a predicted model, not a curated record. NCBI's taxonomy places the organism in Eukaryota, Metazoa, Chordata, Mammalia, Rodentia, Sciuridae. The transcript has 3 exons. Bases 351 to 776 code for a protein of 141 amino acids.